AUGUUCUCCAGCUUCACAGUCACACUUGCUGGAAAAGUGAUGCCCUCUCCGAGUCCCAGGCCCAAUCCCUUGAGGACAGCAAAGUCCUUCACCCGCGCCGAGAACGAUGAUCCUCUCUCAGUUGCUCGCCCUAAGAGGGCCAGCACCAUUCAGAACGGCGUUCUUCCGAAGAUAACAACCACCGGCAUAUCCUCCCAGAUCGUCGAGGAACCCGAGAGCGCUACCACUGAUGCCUUCGAGAACUCCCGAAAUGACGACGAGCCUCCUGAGCAACCGCGGACCUCGGUCGACCUCGACGACCUGCCCAUCGAGUUGAUCAGCCUUACCGACAACUUCAUAGAGUCCCUGUCUGCCAAAUCACGGCCCACACCCCCAACCAUCGACGAUAUCUCCCAGCUGUUCCAAGAUUUCUACCAACAAGCCGCCCGGCAUAUAGACACACAUAUCUCUGCGCUUCUCACGAGACACACCCGCGGCUCUUCUCCUGCCCCCUCUACCUCCUCUAGGGCUUCCACCACGAGUUUGUUACGGGCCAAAGCAGCAGCCAUCGGGAGCAAGGACAGAAAGGCUGGGAACUCGAAGCCAGAGCAGCCCGAGCAACAGUUGAUCACGGCAGAGGAGCUCGCACAGCGGAAGAAGGCAAGGAAAGCCCUCGAGCAGCAGCGAGGGACCUUAGAAGAAGCUGUUGAGAGGCGGCUGUGCGAGGGAAUCUACGCCAAGAUAUAUCGGCACCGUACCACACAGGAUGAGGCUGCAGACGACGUACUCCGUUCCAAGACGGCAGCAUUGGCUGUUGUUGGAAUCGGUCUUACCGACCUGGGCGUCCAGCUGACGGAGCCCAGCGAGCCUCCAGAGGCUCAGGCCAAAAAGGCAGAGGAGGUGCGGAAGUGGCUCGACGGAGCUAGGAAAGAACUCAUAGCCAUGAACGACAGCCGCUACCCCCUGGGCAAACUCAACCACCUGAAGCUCGCGCACAAGAGCAUUGUGGAUACCUUGUCGAAUUUCCACCCGUCAUCUUCGGCUGAUGAGAUAAUGCCCAUGCUCAUUUACACUUUGAUUACCCUCCCCCCGGAGAACAUGAACGUCACAAGCGACCUGAGGUUUAUCGAACGAUUCCGGUGGGAACCUAAGCUUGUUGGGGAGGCAGCAUACUGCUUGACAAACCUGGAGGCAGCAAUCGGCUUCCUCGAAACUGUCGAUCUGUCCACCUUGCGAUCAGAUGAGGCUCCUUCAGGGCCUGUGAGACCGUCCAGCCGGCCAGGUACGCCCCGUGCUGAUACCUUCCCACCCGCUUACUCGCCGGGACUGUCCGCUGCUAGCACCGCAGCAGAGCAAGCCGACGAGAGCGCUGCCAAACCCACGCCAUCGCAAGCAUCGAAACUCAGAGACCAGCAGCGUAACCGCCGGUUUAGUGACCUGGUCAAUACGCCAGCUCAGGCUCUUGGUGCCGCCGGGGACGCGAUGCGCAACACUGCGGAUGCCGGGCUGAAGACCAUCGGCAACAGCUUAGGAGACAGCUACAAGUUCUUCAUCGGCAGACUGAGAGAACCCGCCGGCGCAGGUGAAGAAGUCGCCGCUCCCAAGACGCUUGAAGACGCGAGGAAGUUGAUCGGCACUCCCCCGCCCGAGGACGACACGUCAACCACCAGCUCCUUGAUGAAUCCCGACGACACGGAGAACAAGCGGCCGCAUGCGAGAGAUGACAGGAUGUUGAACCUUAUCAGCGGGCGCAAACCAUCAUCCGUGCGGGACCACAGCGCCGACAGCUCCAGGAGUGCAGGCAGCUCGACGAAGAGGUUAUCCGCAGUCUUUGGAGACGACAAGGAGAAGCAGACGCCAACCAGCGCAACCCCCACAGCGGCAAGCGCCAACCCGGCCAUCAUGGACUCGAUGCGCAACUUCGGCAACUCACUGAACCCCAUGGCCAAGCUGGCAGGCGGCAUCGGGUCCUUCCGGGCUUUUGCGAGGACCCCGUCGCAGCCCGUCACACCGCAGGUGCCACCUAAGGCGGGCGGUGCUGAAGGGGGUGACUUGGCUACGGCUUUCCCCGACUUGGCAGCUACCCUGCCUCCCAAGGAGACCCCAAAGAUCAGCCCGCCGAAUAAGCGGUUCAUGGAGAUGCAGAACCCCGCGGACCUGCGGAUCGGUGAAGUACUCGAACUGCUCCGAGACUACAGGAGGCUGGCGGGCGCGUUGAAUGACAUGGAGGCUUUCAAGGAGUGA
Molecule: messenger RNA, 2223 nt
Organism: Diaporthe citri
Lineage: Eukaryota; Fungi; Ascomycota; Sordariomycetes; Diaporthales; Diaporthaceae
Exons: 2
Coding region: 1-2223 (740 amino acids)
Biological process (GO): vesicle-mediated transport
Cellular component (GO): endocytic vesicle; cytosol
Molecular function (GO): small GTPase binding; guanyl-nucleotide exchange factor activity
Source: RefSeq, a predicted model, not a curated record